AUGAAUCGGACGUUCAUUGUCCGCUAUCUGCGUGUUCCACCUCUCUUGUUUACAACAGAGACGCCCAAUUUGCUCGGAGACUUUUUAUCUGGUGUUCUCUUUUUUCUGCACGCCGAACAAAGAGCUGAUAUGACAGGUUCGUACGGCCGCGGCGGUAUCUGUGGCGGCUGGCGGGGCACCACCAAAAACGAAUAUCGAGUCAUCGAGCAAUCGACUAAAAACAAGGAGCGCGCCCGGCCGAGGCGCUGGACCGUGACAAUUGCAUCUGCACUCGAAUUGCAGACGCCAUGUUGGAUUAUUGAGAGUCUAUUACGAUGA
Danaus chrysippus (African queen) is the source of this 318-nucleotide messenger RNA. The record is from the annotation of a GenBank genome assembly. NCBI's taxonomy places the organism in Eukaryota, Metazoa, Arthropoda, Insecta, Lepidoptera, Nymphalidae.